GUCAAGCUACCCUUUGUCCAGGAGGAAAGCACAAGCUCAUUUGGGAUGAGGAAAUUGAUUUGAUUUGCCUCUUCUAUAAUCAGAUGCAGCUCGAGAUAAAAUAUGUCUUGCCACCAUUUCCACCAUCUUUGCAAAGUUGUUCAUGACUAUGGCAAGUUCAUCGAUGAGAUGGAGAAAGUAGUGUUUAGGAUGGUCUGCGAGAGCUACGAUGUCGAGAAAUGCUAUGACCCUUGCAUCGAUUCCAGCUCGUACCUCCCACGAUUCUUGAAGUCCAAUAAAUCGGAAGGCGUCGAGGUCAGCGUGAACCCGGCUGGUCACAAGGACAAGAAGUUUUUGUCCUUCUCGCACCAGAGCAACAUUAGGGGCUUGGAUGCGAGGACCAAAGAUGGCAAGUGGUUCAGUUUUGAGCCCUUGGCUUUGACUUUCAUGGUCAUUGCCGGUGAAGCAUGUGUGGCAUGGAGCAAUGGAAGGAUCAAAACUCAGAAAAGAAUCAAGUGAGAUACCCUCUUGCUACAUUCUCAUACGUCCCGAGGAUGAUCGAGACGCCAGAGGAGUUCAUUGACGAAGCCCCUCAUUCACAUGAAUUUCCUUUGCUACUAUGACUUUGUCGAUGACCGCAUGAAGGGCGAGACCUCAUCAACUCUUUCUGCGGAGUUUGGGCCAAUUAGCCCUUAUGUUUACAUCAGAAUGAAUAGAUUAUAUGCUUUUAAUGUGAAAUAA
Molecule: messenger RNA, 720 nt
Organism: Eucalyptus grandis
Lineage: Eukaryota; Viridiplantae; Streptophyta; Magnoliopsida; Myrtales; Myrtaceae
Product: probable 2-oxoglutarate-dependent dioxygenase AOP1
Exons: 3
Coding region: 103-498 (131 amino acids)
Source: RefSeq, a predicted model, not a curated record